UAACUUUUGAAAUUAAAACUAACACGACAACUACGAGUGCGAGGGCAACCACCCAUUUUCUGGAUAAAGAUGGCGUCAGUUAUCCAGAAAUCAGAGGAGCCGCUGCUUGCUCUUAGAAGCACAGUAAAAACUGUAUCGGCCCUCCUCGACCAGCUUGAAACGGCAAUCAAAGCCUCGCCCGUGACGCAGACGGCCCCCGCCAGCGAUGUUAACGCCUUAUUUCUAGCUCACGAUGCAGCCAAACUCAUUUGCGCCCAUUCGACGAAGCUAUCUUUGCUAAUAAUCAAUACUCCUUUCACGCCUUCCGCCAUCGUCAAAGUCCUGCGCGAGCUGGCGGCCGGCCCACUUCCCUCGCUCGGAACUGCCGUUGAAUUAUGCGGGGCACAUAUAUAUUCAGAUACAAUGCAAAGGGAGUUACAGUGGAGGGUACGUAAGGUUUUUAGCGAGUUUAGAGUACUCCUCAAGGAGAUUCCGCUGGAUAGCAAGGUGUUAACGAAUGACCAAAAGAAUGGCACCGGGAAAACUGUGGGAAAUGGCAGCUUGGCGUCUACGGGCGUGUUAUGGCAGGCCUGUGAUGAUCUAGCGGAGCUGAAGAAUUUGGGCAUUGCGGGUGUGGUUGUGCGGAAGGCUGAGCAGUAUCGGGAUACCCUCAAAGACGCCAUCGAAGAACUACAGGAAUGGGGGGAUGAGAGCGGUGACGAGGACGAAGGCGAAGAUGCGAAUACAGAUGAUGAGGCUGAUGAAGCUAUCCCUAACGCUGCUCAAGACGAUAUGGACGACUUUUUUGGGUCCACCAUGCAUAUCCCAAGCGAUGACCCCGACAAGAUCCGCCCUCGUCUCGAGCUAUUGCUGCGGAGGCUGAAGCUGAUAGCAGUGAUGUUCAGCGCCGUCAUCAAGCGGCGAUUCAAGACGCUAUCCUCAUUGACCUUGUCCGAGUUAUCGACAGGAGGUUAUCCUUUGACACAGGACAAACUGACGCCGCCGAAACCAGGCAGCGUUAUAGCACCAGCAUACCGUGUAGACGCCAGCGUGGAUAUCCUCCGAACCCUCACCGAGUUGGCCGACAACCUUGCCACUGCAUUUUACGACCUCGACGCUGAGGCAAUUGAUGAUGGGAUGGACCAGUGCUUUUCAACCAGUCUUAGAGUAACUGAGUUAUUAUCCCAAGACUGGGCUGGGAAAGAUGAUGCAUUUACCACUUGGGCCCAAACCUUUAAGACAGAGAUGAAGAAAUGAAGCACGGCUUGGAUACACUUAGACAGCGGCACCGUCGAGACAACGGCGUAGCUAUUAUAUUUCGCAGCAAAGCAUACGUGCGUCUGCAAUUAUAGGUGAUGAUGAUAUAGUGGAAACUAUCGUCAGCUUGACUUCUAUCUCAACCUCAUGUUGGCCCAAGUGACCAUGCAUAGCUAGGAAUUGAUGUCCACAGCUCGAUUUUUGAGUGACUGGUUACAGAGUUGCAGAAGACCGCUAUGUGAUCUGUACAGAUAAAUUUUGUAGGCGACACCUACAGAUACUUCUUAGUAUCUCGUCGACAUCUAUGCCAAAGCCCACGGGAUGUUCAAAUCCUCCUCCUGGCCCCUAUUUUGGGGAAGACCCAGGUCUCUCCAAGCUAAUGCAGUGGAAGAUGCAAAUGCUCUACGAGAAGGCUGUCUCAUCUCACAAAGAAGAUACUGUCGGACCAAUUGCAACCGCCACAGGCCCGGCAACGGACUUAUAUCGCCCCAUUACACCAUAAGCCUUGAAGGCGAGGUGACGAGAAGCAGUGGCGGUGAGAAAGACCGGUGAUGUGAAAGCUUCGAGGAAGCUGCGACAGAGCGUGCUUGGUAAUCGUUCUUGCCAUAUUUAAGCUUGAAAAGCUUCAAGGAAGCUGCUUAGUAAUCGUUCUUUCCAUAUAGGGAUUGAAAGUUCUAAGGAAGCUGCGACUGAGCUUGCUUGGUAAUCGUUCUUUCCAUAUUUAAAGGUUAUAAAGCUUCUUCAAGAAAGGUACGACGGGCCGCGACGAGAACUGAAUCCCGUUCGAGAAUGCAGAGUUUCAAAUAUCAACUGCUCCUACCAGUCCGUGCUGCCAGCUAUGCGGGUACUCCUCGUCUUAGCUGCUCAGAUACUUUAAGGGAUCUGUGCUGCGGCGGUGGUGUCUGCCCUCUUCCUGGGACCUCUCAAUGUGGAAACAGGGCCGGGCGGAGGAGCAUCGAUAGUCUGCCCAAACAAUGAUCUUUGACGCAAGUUGUCUGAGAUCUGCACUACAUAGUGUGGCUCAAUGUUGAGCUUGCUCUAGUCAUUGCUGUAUGUGUUGCGUGAUGCGAGAUUCGUGUCGAGGAUGCUUCAUGUGCCUCACUGCUCACAAUCGAUAUACGAUUGUUCCGAACAAGUGGAG
Messenger RNA from Pseudogymnoascus destructans, 2377 nucleotides. RefSeq lists its product as uncharacterized. The coding region runs from base 70 to 1236 and encodes 388 amino acids. Gene Ontology annotation, cellular component: nucleus. The transcript has 2 exons. Gene Ontology annotation, biological process: regulation of cell cycle. NCBI's taxonomy places the organism in Eukaryota, Fungi, Ascomycota, Leotiomycetes, Thelebolales, Thelebolaceae. The record is from RefSeq and is a predicted model, not a curated record.